Messenger RNA from Neocloeon triangulifer, 1442 nucleotides. RefSeq names its product coagulation factor IX-like. The coding region runs from base 32 to 1411 and encodes 459 amino acids. Gene Ontology annotation, biological process: proteolysis. The record is from RefSeq and is a predicted model, not a curated record. NCBI's taxonomy places the organism in Eukaryota, Metazoa, Arthropoda, Insecta, Ephemeroptera, Baetidae. Gene Ontology annotation, molecular function: serine-type endopeptidase activity. The transcript has 7 exons.
CGCAGUUGCGCUUGUUUACUCGUCCAGUGUAAUGGGGAGAAGGAUGUUGGUUUUGAUUUUCGCUCUUUGGUGUGCAGCAACUCACGGAUAUCCGAGUAACGAGACUUGCACGGUGCUUUUAACUGGCGAAGAAAGUGUUUGUGUGCCAAUCGAAGCGUGCAUUACUGGCUAUGCAGACCUGAUGGGGGCCAGGUUGAAACCGAUCAUUUCGCUGCUCACAAAAGUUCACGAUUGCCGAUCUCCAAACAUGAUGUGCUGCCCUCGGGAGCGAGUUAAGGCGCUUGAGGCAAUCGGCAAACUGAGCGAAACCAUUCCUGACCAGGGCACCUGCGGCCGCGUUUCGCUCGUGGGCACAAAAUACGAAGUACCGAAAUUGGUGAAAGAUAAAGUGGCAAAUUACUUGGAGAUGUCUGUGGAAAACGGCGGCGACAUCGAAGACGAACGCGAGCAUUUUGACGAGGACGAAGAUCCGCUGCACAAACUCUUGGUGGGCAUCAACACGACCUCCUCCGAGGAGCGAGUCAUCAUUGAAAAAACAAACGAGCUCAAGGAUUACACGAACAAGACCAACUUUUACGGCGGCAUUGCUAUGGACGGACAGUUCAAUUUCGUGGCUCGUCUGCAAUACGGUUCAAUCUACCGACCUCACUCAAACCACGUUGACCGACUUUGCGGGGGUGCCUUGAUCCACCCCUCGUGGGUCCUGACCGCCUGCCAUUGUCUCAAAAGCAAUAAUGGAAAAUUAGUUUCUGUAAUGCUUGGUGGUUACGACGACGCUCACCCUCACACCCAAGUUAUCGGCGUUGAAAGAGGUUACGCUUAUCCCAAAUACAAUGGCAUUAAAAAUAAUUACCAGGAUGACAUCGGCCUAAUUAAACUGAAACAACCCGCGGACAUGAAAGACGGUACCGUGUCCACUAUUUGUCUACCGACGAUUUCCAGAGAGAAUCUUUUCCAAAAAUACGCUUUUGCUCUCGGCUGGGGCAUUGUUAAUAUAGAUGGUGCUGGGAAGAAUGGGCUUAAAUAUGCGCGACUUCCGCUUCUUCCGAAAGAUUUGUGCCGAAGUCCUUUGCCUAUAAACGAGCAGACGCAAAUUUGUGCUGGUGGUGAAUUGCAGGACACUUGCUACGGAGACAGUGGGUCUCCGCUUAUCGUGAGUUUAAAAUUCAAAUUAUAUUCAAGUAAAUUCACGCAUUUAAAAACUUCCAGUCCAUUUUGGAGGACGAAAGCGGGCAGUACAUUGCAUUUGUCAUCGGCGUUGUGUCGUACGGUCCGGACAAGUGCGGCACGAAGGGAUUUCCUGGCGUUUACACCAACGUCCAAAAUUACCUGCCCUGGAUUUACAAGCACAUUGAUGCUGAUGCGAAAAAGUCCUCAAAGUAAUGAUCUUCUUUUUUUUAUGAAACCGUGACAAAGAAAUAAAUUAUCGUGCUUUAAUUAGA